This is a messenger RNA of Cercopithifilaria johnstoni, 972 nucleotides long. The record is from the annotation of a GenBank genome assembly. NCBI's taxonomy places the organism in Eukaryota, Metazoa, Nematoda, Chromadorea, Rhabditida, Onchocercidae.
AUGAAAAAGAUUACUGAGAAGGAUAACGAACAAGAAGCAUCACUAUGUGCUCAACAUGCCGUGAACAUGUUGCUUCAAGGUUCCUAUUUCACAGCUGUUGAUUUAGCCGAAAUCGCUUCAGACAUUGACAGUCGUGAAGGAAGGGUAUUGAAUGAGCAGGAUGUGAUGAGUCAAAAUGUCGACGACUCGGGUUUUUUCUCGCUGCAGGUUAUUGCUGAAGCGCUUAAAGUUUUCAACCUGGAACUUAUUCCGCUUAACAAUCCUCGUGCUGCGGCAUAUCGCGAUGACCCAACAUUAGGUCAAGCUUAUAUAUGCAAUUUGAAUGAACACUGGUUUGCUGUUCGUCGUUUGGGCUUCCAGUGGUUCACGUUAAAUUCCUUGCUUCCAACACCAAAACUUAUUUCUGAUACUUAUCUCCAUCUGUUCUUUGCCCAGCUAAUCAAUGACGGUUAUUCGAUAUUCGUUGUGGAAGGAGUCUUACCAGUGUGCACUGCAGAUGAACAACUUUCUCAAUUUCCUGUUGAUCCAGCGUUAGCGGGCAUGAAUGAUUCAUUUCGUGAUAAUCACUCAAAAAAUCCUAAUGUUGCGAGAACUGAAACAGUAUCUAGUGAGCAGACCAAAGAUGAUGAAGAUUUGCGGCUUGCAAUAGAACUCAGUCGGCAAACAGUGAAAGAAGAUUCGGCGUUAAAGGAAGCAGUGAGCAACAGUUUGGCAGAUGCACAGAAUAAGAACAGUUUGAGUGAAAGCGAUGACGAGUUACAAGAAAGACAGUUUCAAAAAGUCAUUCAAAUGAGCUUGGAGAGUUUUUGGGAUCGAUAUGGAAUGGAAUCAUCUGAAGCAACAUCGACUACAGCUGAAAAUAAUAAAGGAUUUGCGACUAUUAAGGAAAGUAAACAAAAUAGUUCCCAAAUACCUAAAAGUGAAGAAAUCCGUAGAAAAAGAGAAAACUUUUUGAGACAGCUUGAGAAGUGA